AUGGUUAUCACCAUAAGAGAUGAAGAUUGGUUAGAUAUUGCUGAAGGAUUUUAUACCAAAACCCAAUUCCCCAAUUUGGUCGGUGCUGUUGAUGGGAAACAUGUGAGAUUAGAGUGUCCUAAAAGUAGUGGAACUCAAUACWUCAAUUAUAAGCAGUUUUUUUCAUUAAUUCUUCUUGGUAUAUGUGAUUCUAACUAUUGCUUCACAAUUAUUGAUGUUGGAUCGUUUGGAAAAGAAAGUGAUUGCAAUAUUUUCAAACAAUCAGCAUUUGGUAAGAAACUCUACUCUGGUCAACCUUGCCCAUAUGUCAUAGUUGGUGACGAAGCGUUUGCAUUAAACAAACAUUUGUUGCRACCYUUUCCAGGAAAAAGUUUGAAUAAUGAAAGACGUAUAUUUAACUAUCGCUUGUCCAGAGCAAGACAACAUAUUGAGUGUACAUUUGGAAUUCUGUCCAAUAAAUGGAGAGUUUUUCAUACCCCAAUUUUAGCUUCUCCCAAUGUUGCUAUAGCUAUAACAAAAGCAGCCUGUGUGUUACACAAUUUUGUUCGCCGCAGGGAUGGCUAUAUUACAGAGGAUUCUAUGAGUUGUAGAAUGGAAGAAGAAUCAGAAAGAAGAGGAGUAGGAAAUGCUUCUACAAAUGCAAAAGAGUUGAGGGAAUAUUUUGUAAAAUAUUUUAAUACUCCUGAAAAUGCCUUAAGUUGGCAAAACAAAGUGUUGGCCAUGUGA
Molecule: messenger RNA, 726 nt
Organism: Diuraphis noxia (Russian wheat aphid)
Lineage: Eukaryota; Metazoa; Arthropoda; Insecta; Hemiptera; Aphididae
Source: RefSeq, a predicted model, not a curated record